Molecule: messenger RNA, 2709 nt
Organism: Struthio camelus australis
Lineage: Eukaryota; Metazoa; Chordata; Aves; Struthioniformes; Struthionidae
Source: RefSeq, a predicted model, not a curated record
CCAGCGGGGGGCGCGCAGGUGCGACCCCUCGACGAGCUGCGAGAUGGACUGUGAGGCCAACAACAAGGACCUCAUCUGCGUCCUCAUCGACGAUGGAGGCUUCCUGGUGCUCUCCAACCAGGAGGAUCACUGGUACCAGGUGGGCAAGUUCUUCAGCGAGGUGGAUGCCAACCUGAUGUCUGCCCUCUACAACAACUCCUUCUACACCCGCAAGGAGUCCUACGACUUCCAGUCCGUGUGUGCCCCCGAGGCCCAGAGCAACACGGGCGCUGCCCCCCGCGGCGUGUUUGUGGCGCUGGCCAGCACCAGCGUGGUGGUGAAGUCCGUGUGCGCCGCUGUCAUCCUGCUCUACCUGCUCUCCUUCGCGGUGGACACGGUGUACGGGCUGGGGGUGACGCCCGGCUACCUCUUCCCCCCCAACUUCUGGAUCUGGACGUUGGUGACGCACAGCCUGGCGGAGAAGCACGUGUGGGACGUGGCAGUGAGCCUGGCCACGGUGGUGGUGGCCGGCAGGUUGCUGGAGCCCCUCUGGGGCGCCCUGGAGCUGCUCAUCUUCUUUGCGGUGGUGAACGUCUCUGUGGGGCUCCUGGGAGCCUUCGCCUACUUCCUCACCUACGUGGCGUCCUUCCAUCUCUCAUACUUGUUUGAUGUCCGCAUCCAUGGCAUGCUGGGCUUCCUCGGUGGCGUCUUGGUGGCCCUUAAGCAGACCAUGGGUGACAGCACUGUCCUGAAGGUGCCUCAAGUGAGAAUGAAAGUUGUCCCCAUGCUCUUGCUCCUUCUCCUGGCUGUUCUGCGGCUCACCACCCUCAUCGAGAGCAAUGUACUGGCCUCUUAUGGCUUCGGGGUCCUUUCCAGCUGGGUCUAUCUCCGUUUUUACCAGCGGCACAGUAGAGGCCGUGGAGAUAUGUCAGACCACUUCGCUUUUGCCACUUUCUUCCCAGAGAUCCUGCAGCCAGUGGUGGGGCUGGUGGCCAAUUUGGUGCACAGCAUCUUGGUGAAGGUAAAAGUCUGCCGGAAAACAGUGAAACGCUACGAUGUGGGUGCCCCCUCGUCCAUCACCAUCAGCCUGCCAGGAACAGAUCCCCAGGAUGCUGAGAGGAGAAGACAGCUGGCCCUGAAGGCCCUGAACGAGCGGCUGAAGCGCGUGGAGGACCAGUCGGCGUGGCCCAGCAUGGAGGAUGAUGAGGAGGAAGCAGCGAAGGCAGACAGCCCGCUGCUCCCCGACGCCAGCGCGGCAGGGAAAGGAACCAGCCAGGAGUCCAGCCUAAUCACUUUUGAGGAUGCCCCAUCCCAGCUGUGACCUGCGAACACACCACCUCCCUUCCCCGCCCCGUCUCUGUGUCGGAGAGCUGCUAACUACCCUCGCGUCUUCUCACAGCACCGUCUGCUCCCCAGGACGCUGCCUGCGGGGAGCAGGGACUCCUCCCGCGGCAGAGGCAGGGGGCUACCUCAUUCCAAUGCCUCAUCGCCGCACGUGGCUAGCACCGGGCGUCACACGGCCGCUGGCCAAGGGUGCCAGCCACCGCCUUGGAGAGGACCUCGUUGCUGCGGGGCUCCGGUUCUCGCUGCCUCCCUUUCUGAGGACGGGGAGGGGGGGGUUCCUCGAGGCCACUCCCCGCGGUUCAGACCCGCGCGCCUCCCGCCUGCGCAGGGCGGGCGUCCUGUGCGCCGUGGCAGCCACCCAGGGGGGGUGUCUCUGCUGGCAGCGGGGGCUUUCUUUCCGGGAGGGAGACAUUGGACUGAUCCAGCCUCAGAUUUGUCCCACGCUCAACAGAUAGGCUCCCUUUUCUGAGGCCUCUGCGCUUGACCACAAAGUAACCUCACGGCGCCCACAGGAGCAAAAUCAGCAAGUGAGAGCGCACUUUCUUGCUUCUUUUUUUGUAAUAGUGGUUGUCCAGAGUGCCCAAAACUUCUUUUUCUCCUUUCUGAAGUAACUUUUGUUCCUUAUCUGAGGAAUAGGAAGGCUUGCGGGUUUCUGUUCCGAAUCCUUUUCCUGUAUUGACCCUCCCCUGCGCUCUGGCAGGAGCUUGACAUGAUCAGUCCUGAGUUAGAGGUUUGCCAGGCCAGAGAUUGAGAAGCCUGUUCAGAAGGAAAGUAGUUGCUCAGCACCUGCUGCUGCUGCUGCAGUGGCCUGGCGUGAGCUCCCGCUCGGGGCCGGGGCCGUCUACUCUCAGCUUUGCAGUUAGUGCAUGGAACGGGAAUCAAUCCCCGACUUUUCCUAGAGGUGAGAGGGGCUUCAUUUUGUGGUGUUGGACUUUUCUCCUUCCUCUUGUGUUGCAGUGAUUCAUUUCCCUGGAAGCCAGCCCCUCUGGAAGGAGCCAGUGCCCUCAGCUGCUGCUCGACUAAUCCGUUUGCCAGAUUAUACUAGAAGCUGGAAUUAGUUUUUACAGUGGGGCGCUCGCUGCCUCCUCUGGCACCAGGUUUUAUUUCCUGCGGGUAGAAUAUGGGCUCCCCCUUCUGUUUUCCUUCCUCUGUGUUGAUUCACUUUUUUUUUUUUUUUUGGGAGGGGAUGCUCCCUGAAAAAGCUUCCCUGAAGAGCCAGCCCCAGCCGGCUGUGCCACUUCCAGCUCCUGAUUUCCCUGGGCAGUUCCCAGUCUGGGACGUGGGUUGACAGUGUCAUGAUUAUUUUUUUAAAGGACCACACAAGAAGGUUUUGUCAACCAGUAAAAACACAGAAAUUUCAGUAUCAAUAAACAGUUCUUUCAAAGA